AUGUCAUCAUUAGGUCUUCCAAAAUCAUUUUCUUCCUCUUCGUCCUCGUCCGUCGGAAAAAAAAUCUACAAAAAAUCAAUAGGCGGACUUGAUCGUUAUCUCACAAAUGAAGGUCAUCGAAUGGUUGUCUCGUAUCUUCGAAAUACACAAACACAGAAUAUCAUUAUCAGCGGUCAACUACACAAACUUGAGGAAAGUGACAUCGAUGAACUGAUAAAAAGUUAUAAGGGAACGCCCACGCCAGUCUUUCGCACUCUCAAUUAUAAUCAUCUUCAUUUGGCAGCACGCGAGAUGAAGAAUCUAAGCAAACUUUUGAAAGCCGAUAAAAUCACAAAUAUUCAUACCCUUUCGCUUAAGAAAAAUCAUCUUUCGGGAUCCCCGCUAAAGAUUUUUUUCAAGGCACUACAAAAGAAUAGCACGGUCACAAAACUCGACUUAUCCUUUAAUUGUGUGGGUGAUCAUGAGGCGAAAUGGUUGGCCAAAGUAUUGCAAAAGAAUCAAACAUUACGAGAGAUUUAUCUAACCUCGAAUAAAAUCGAGGCGCAAGGCGCGAAACUGUUGGCGAAAGCACUCGAGAAUAGUUUGCUAGAAAGAUUCAGUAUUGAGCAAAAUAGAAUUGGUUCUCAAGGUGCGAUUGCAUUUGCUGAAAUGUUGAAGACGAAUAAAAAUUUGAGAUAUAUUCAUUUCGGUGCUAACAAUUUGGGUAUUGAGGGAACUAGCGCUAUUAGUGAGGCAUUGAAAGUUAACCAGACUCUGGUGAGCUUGAGCCUUGAUGCUAACAACAUUGGAAAAGAUGGUGCACGAUUAAUUGGUGAUGCAUUAGCAAUGAAUAAAACUCUUACUCAUCUUUACCUUGGACGCAAUAAUAUCCAAGAUGAAGGACUACAACAUAUUUGUCGUGGCCUAAGUAAUUCAAAUUCUGCCAUAAUUUAUUUGGAUUUGGAAUUUAAUGGUAUCGGAGGCGAAGGAACAAAUAAUAACACCGCCACGCUGGGAGGUGAAUCACUAGCAGAACUACUAGACUCCAAAAACGGCAAAGUUCCGCGUGCAAUAAAUCUCAAUAAUAAUCCAUUUGGUGAUGAAGGAUGCGAGCAAUUAUCGAGAGGAUUCUACAAAAACACAACCCUUGAAUCAAUCAUCCUUUCGCGUUGUAAUAUUGGACUACGUGGCAUCACUGCCAUCUCGGAAUCAUUGAUUGCUAAUCGAGGAUUACAAAAUCUUACGCUGGACAAUAAUAAUGCUAUUGGUGCCGACGGACAUGCAGUGUUAGCUAGCGCGUUAGAGAAAAACACUACAAUCAAAGGCGUGCAACUCGACUACAAUUUCGAGGACUGGGAACGUGCCGGAAAUUCAAUACAAGCGUCGCUUACACGUAAUCAUUUCCUACAACAAGAAAAAUACGCGGUCGCCUCCCGGAUUCUCGUGGCUGCACGAAUACUCUUUCAUUCUUUUCCACCAAAGAAACUUUCGUCAUCUUCAUUAAUACAUCUUGAAUUUCAUGCAAUACCAUUUGAGAUUCGCGAAAAUAUUGUAUUCGCGCUGGACGAAAACUCUGUGUUGACAUACUCGCAGAAAAUAUCAAUCGUCGACUUUGCAAAGCGGAAAGACACGUUGGGUACUAGCAGGGAAUCAUUUUUGUCGCAGACUUUUCGGGUUUAUUAUCCGUUGUCUUCGGCAGUACGACUUUGGCCUACCGAGGUUUCGGAUUUUAAUUCUUCCGAUAGAUAUUAA
Messenger RNA from Ambispora leptoticha, 1731 nucleotides. The record is from the annotation of a GenBank genome assembly. Lineage: Eukaryota; Fungi; Glomeromycota; Glomeromycetes; Archaeosporales; Ambisporaceae.